Messenger RNA from Cucurbitaria berberidis CBS 394.84, 3388 nucleotides. Its product is annotated as ankyrin. Lineage: Eukaryota; Fungi; Ascomycota; Dothideomycetes; Pleosporales; Cucurbitariaceae. The transcript has a single exon. The record is from RefSeq and is a predicted model, not a curated record. Gene Ontology annotation, molecular function: protein binding. The coding region runs from base 38 to 3202 and encodes 1054 amino acids.
UGGAUGUUCCUCCCAUCAAGACUCAUCCCUGACAGCCAUGGCUUUAUACUUUGAAUCAGAGCUUCUUCAAGCAGUUGAAGAUGAGGAUGUCAACGCUGUCAUCACCCUACUCGAGGCUGGGGCGGAUCCGAACGCAGGUCUUUUCAAACACGAAACAGCAAUUUCGAAAGCGAUCAGUACAGGAAAUGAAGAGAUCCUAGAUCUUCUCCUUCGAAAUGGAUCGCUGCAAUGCAUGAUAGAGGAGCAACCCUGUGCGGCUGGUCAUUGGUUACAAAAGAGGCGAUCAGCAACGAGAAGAAGCACACUUCGCGGUCUUGCUCUAUUGCCACUUACAAAGAUCGGGCUUGACUGUGCUGCUGCUUGGUUACACGGGGUUCGGUGCCAGCAUCUUCUCCGGCUCGGUGGUCACUACCUCUGGUUCGUUGCCAGGGCUACCAUUUCUGGACCGGUUUCACUGGCCGAACUCCGAUCGCGUUAUCUGAAGCCUUUGACAUACGCUGAGACUGUUGUUGAGAUGUUGUUCGGCAAUCAACUUUACAAUUGGAUGGUGCGCCGCCUUUUGAGCUUCGUUCCCAGCCUCGCCAUGCCACUAGGCAGCGACCUAGGUAGUAACAUGCGUCAUGAUCUUCUUCUUGCGAUUCCGCUGCGCUUUGCCGUCGACUGCAUGGUUACGGCAGUACAUACUUUGUUCCGUCAGCUUCCCUAUAAGUUAGGCAGGUCUGCCUCUGGACCGGAUGUUUACCUAAUUUUGGAGACGGAGUCGUGGAAGUCGCCAGCUGAGAGAGCGUUCGAGUCCAUCAUGGUCUCCGACAAGGCCACUGAGACAAUAGUGCACAAGCUGCUGCGCGCGGGCAUAUUAGCCUCUCGACCUUUUAAAAAUUCUCCAGUCGCCAAAAGCCUGCUUCGAAGUGCGAUUAUUCGCUGCUGGCCAACGGUCACAGAAUUCCUUCUAGAUACUGGAAUGUUGCUCAAUGGCCAAUCGUGGCUAUCAUCAGCAUCACGUCACUGGCCAGCCCUUAUCAGCGCUAUUGAGUACUACGCCCCAAACGCAGCUCUAGAUGACCUUUCCGGGGCAUUUGUGAAGACCGAAUCUAUCCCAAGGGCUUCUGAGGAAUAUGAGUACGACGAGUUUCAAGGUCCGUUUCUUGUACUUGUCAAAUCGCCAAAUUUUAUACGUCUCGCCACAUCCGAUACCGUAACAGGCCAUAAAACUUGUAUAAAGAUGCUUGACACGUUGUUUGCACAUGGUGCAGAUCCUCUACGAUGUGACGGGCGGGACCUUGAUGCCUUGUGUCACGUUGCGAGUAGCUCGAUCUCUACAACAGUCUUCCAACACAUUGUGUAUUUGUGGCAACGAGCGAGAUACAAACUUCCAAUCAUUCCUGGCGAUUCAGAUCCUCCAUCACAAGCCCUUCAUCAAGCAGUCAGCACCGCCUCUCCCGAUUUGGGAAAAGUUCGAAUCCUGUUGGAUAUGGGAAUGUCACCAGAGUGGGAGAAUCAUGAAGGUCAGACCCCUCUGUUCGAAGCAGCAUUCGCGAACAGCAAUAUUGAAGCAAUGAGCAUGUUGUUGGAAGCGGGGGCAAGUCCGAACAAUGGGGGCAAGGAAGCUUACCCUCCCCUCGCCAAAACCCUAGACGAUGCUAGUCUAGUCAAAUUCGAAUUUCUUUUGGCCUAUGGCGCGGACCCAAAUGCUACAGGCAAGGGCGGCAAAUCCAUAUUAGAAAAUGUUGUGGAACUUCACUCAUCACUUUCCGUGCCAAAGUAUUAUGCAGUGGAAAGCCUGCUUCGCCAUGGUGUAGCUGUUUAUAACGAGUCCACAGAAUUAGCUCCCGCUUUCAUCGCAAUGGCGAGACAGCUCAAUUGUGAGGGCUGGGAUGAAGUGAUUUUGGGCCUUCUACUGCACGAAAUCCCCCGGGAGCACCGAUCGAGGCAGCUAAAUCUUGCACUUCAGGCAGCGGUCAGCGACAAGGGUCUAAAUAGGGGAGAUUUCGUUACUCUCUCCUACCUUCUUUGUCGUGGUGCCGAUCCUUCCUGCCUCCAAGGAGGGACUACCUUUAUUCUAGAGUACAUUUGUUCGCUCGUGCGUCCAUUGAACCAUCAAUUCCGAGACCAUAUGAGACGCUUCUUGCAGGAAUACCACCCAAAUGUCAAUAGCUGCAAUGAUUCAGGGAACACACCACUGAGUCACACGAUACGGAAUGGCAGUCGUGAUUUUUCGUUGCUACUCCUAGAACAUCAAGCAGACCCAAAUGCUGUCAAUGCCGAGUGUCAGACCCCCUUACAGCAAUUAUCUCUAAUGAAGCCGUGGACGUAUAGCAUUGGGCACAGUCAUGAGCAAGUCUAUGGGGCCGACAACGAUCAGCGAUAUCAAGGUGUUCGUGGACAAAGCGCUCUCCGAGUCAAAGUCAAGGAAAGGCUGCACGACAUCAGUAACAGCUUGGCACAGGAGGAAGUAUUUCAGUGCUUAGUCGAUCAUGGCGCAGACCUCGGAGUCAGAGAUUCAACAGGGCAAUCUUUGUUGAUGCUAGCUUGCGCAAACGGCAAUGAUACUCUGGCUGCGAAUAUCCUUUAUUGCUUGCGAGAAACCGAGUUUAUUCCUGCGCUCACGGAAACCAACAAAUCUGGGAAGACCUCACUUCAUUUAGCGGCAACUAGCGGAUCUUUGAACACAAUCAGAAUUCUCUUAGCACCUCAUCACAUCCUGAAGCCAGCUACGAAUACGUGGAGAAAGAUGGCGAUGGAUGGCGAAUCAAAUCACAUUCAGCAGCGCAAACAUGAGGCCGGAUACGUUUAUGAACAUCUAGAAAAGCAGGUCGACCAGUACAUGAAAAGAGCGAAAGACACACCAGGCUUUUUGGUGAGGAGUGUUGCCUGGGUCGAGGAUUAUGAGGUUGAAAUCACUGCUGGUGACGCAGAACGCAUGGAUAUCCUUCUUCCUAACGUCGCGGCAUCGACUUGGCAGCUGCAAAAACAAGAUAUGCUUCAUACUGUCAGCGAGACCCUUCGCGACUCAAUGGGUAAAACGCCGCUCCAUUGUGCUGCACUGAUGGGGCACGUUGAGGUCGUCAGAUUGUUGUUGGAGUACACCGAUGUUGAUAUUGACGCCAAAGACGUGGAUGGAAAGACCGCUGCAGAUAUCGCACUUGAUGGUAACUUCUAUGACGUAUAUGGUGCGCUUCAAUUUCAAGACGAACAGUGUUAGAGAAAGACACUAGAUCCAUGGUUGGAAUCAGCCAACGUCUCACGAUCAUGACCACGAAGAUAAAAUGAUAACAUCAUCGCUGCUCGUAUUGCUGCUGUUUUCUAUCGCACUGACAACCAGUACACUAACACGAUGUCUCCCUCGCAGUCCUACUCCCGCUCCCGAUCUGCUUUCUAAUGCUCUGCU